GACUAUAUUCAUACCCGGAACUCCACCCUCGAUCCCGGCUGCGACUCCGAGUUGCCGCACUGGUGGGAGUCGGCGUCGGCUGUUUUCUGUUUUGUCAACCAAUUUCCGGCUUUGGCUGGGCAACGCCCAGGCCGUCUGCCAGCUGGCACAGCUGGCCGCCCAGCCGCCCAGCGGGCUAGUGGCGUGAGCCGGCCGAUGCGGCACCGAGACCGUUCACAUCCGGACGAUAUAUCUCAUGGAAAUGACGUCCCUAACCCGGCCCUUUCUUGUACUUUAUCCCACGUACUGCUCAUGCCGUUCUAUCUUGGUCCGUUUUCCUGUGAAGGAAAAGAGAUAUAACCAAUCGUCACACAUACUGUCUCCCAUUGCCUACCCGGCUUAUAACCAGCUCAUAUAUAACGAUAGUCACAUAUUUCUAUAAGUCGCAAUGACGGCCAUUCUGGAAGUCACGGCCGCAUACUUCCUCAAGAACCAAAAGGGUCGGGACGCCAAGAGCUUCUACAUGACGCCAGCCUUCGCCGAUUUCAAGGAGCCGACCAUAGAAAUCAUGUCUCUGGACUGCGGGGCGAGUCCCGCGACCCUGGCCGUCGACUACACCGCCGACGGCAGCGGCAAGUUCCCGAUCCUGGAGUGGAAGGAGCCCGAGGGCAUCGCGGCGUCCGUCAAGGAGUGGCUGCUGGUCGCGGAGGAUCCCGACGCGCCCCUGCCGACCCCGAUCUGCCACGGGCUAUACGCCGGAAUCGCGCCGGAGAAGACCCAGAUUGGACCCGAGGACCUGGAAAUCCAGGACCAGAGCCAGUCCCUGCUGAAAGGGGGUUUUCAUUAUGGCAAAAACAUGCGCGGCAGGGUCUACAUCCCGCCCCGCCCGCUCAUGAACCAUGGCGUCCACAGAUAUUUCUUCCAAGUGGUCGCCUUGAGCGAGCCCCUGGAUAAAAAGUUUCUGAAAUCCAGCGUGACGAGGGAGCAGAUUGCGGAUGCGAUCAAGGGCAAGGUUCUCGGUUGGGGAAUGUGGGUUGGGAGCUGUGAAAGAAAGUGGAAAUAGGCCGAGCUCUUGCGUAAUCAUGCCUCAAGUGUGUUUUUGGGGAGUUUCGUCCACAAUACCCUUCCAUUCGGUCCUUUAUGGCUUAUUUUAUCUUUCCUCCCCCAAAAUGUUUCUCAUUAAAAAAAAACCAUGUCGAACAAUAUUGUUCCCUCAUGAAACAUUGAGGUAGU
Messenger RNA from Phialemonium atrogriseum, 1212 nucleotides. Its product is annotated as phosphatidylethanolamine-binding protein. The transcript is spliced from 3 exons. Lineage: Eukaryota; Fungi; Ascomycota; Sordariomycetes; Cephalothecales; Cephalothecaceae. The record is from RefSeq and is a predicted model, not a curated record. Bases 428 to 1042 code for a protein of 204 amino acids.